Molecule: messenger RNA, 1503 nt
Organism: Ipomoea triloba (trilobed morning glory)
Lineage: Eukaryota; Viridiplantae; Streptophyta; Magnoliopsida; Solanales; Convolvulaceae
Exons: 4
Coding region: 1-1503 (500 amino acids)
Source: RefSeq, a predicted model, not a curated record
AUGGGGAGGAAUGUCUCAGCUGUGAUUCAAAGCAAACUUCCUGAAAAAUGCAAGGAUCCAAGUAUGUUUGCUAUUCCUUGUAUGAUAGGUGAUACUAGACUUGAGAAAGCCAUGCUAGACUUAGGAGCAUCUAUUAAUGUUAUGCCAUAUUCUGUGUAUGCUUCUUUAAAACUUGGACCUUUGAAUAAAACUAGUGUGGUUAUCCAAUUGGCUUAUAGAUCUAAUGCAUAUCCUAGGGCUCGUAGGAAAUUGGAGUUUAGUGCACUGGCUACUGAUUCCCCAUCUUCCUCACAUUAUGAUUUAGAAGAAAAACCCAUGGCUCAAAAUCGGACUUUAAAAGAGCUUGGAGCUCCAAAUUUAGAUCAACAGCCUUUAUGCAUUACGUUUCCUGCUUUAGAUGCUAAUGUACAAUUUGAAUUAAAAUCUGGGUUAAUUCAUCUUUUGCCUUCUUUUCAUGGACUUGCAGGAUUCAGCGCAGCAAAGGAUUGGAUAUAUUAUCUACCUUCCGGGAGCAUCGCCACAUGGAAUGACUUGAAGACGGUGUUCCUUGAAAAAUACUUUCCAGCUUCAAGGGCGGCCAACAUCAUAAAAGAAAUCUGUGGUAUAAGAAGCAUGAUUGAUGCUACAAGUGGAGGUGCAUUAGUUGAUAAGAUACCGGAUGUUGCAAAGAAUCUAAUUGCAAACAUGGCAGCAAAUUCUCAACAGUUUGGCAAUAGACUUGUCCAACCAUCCAAGCAAAUAAAUGAGGUAAGUAUUUCCAAUCUUGAACAACAAGUGGCUGGUUUAACUACUCUUGUUCGUCAAUUAGCUGUAGGAAAUAUGCAAACUGUGAAAGCUUGUGGAAUUUGCUCGGUAGUUGGACACCAAACUGAUGCUUGCCCAACUCUUCAAGAAGAACCGAUUGAACAUGUCAAUGCGGCUGGAGGUUUUCCUGGACAACCUCAAGGUAAGUAUGAUCCAUUUUCUAAUUCAUAUAAUCCUGGUUGGAGGGAUCACCCGAACCUUAGCUAUGGGAACUCACAAGGGAACCAGAUUGUUCAGAAUCGUUCAAAUUUUCAGCAGUAUAGACAACCAUUUCCUUCAAGACAACCACCGGCCCAAAGCUCUAACUCAGGUAUGAAUCUUGAAGACAUUGUUAAGUCUCUUGCCAUUAACACUUUACAAUUUCAGCAAGAAACACAACUAUUCCAACAAGAUACAAAGUCCAAUUUUCAAGAAACGAAGGUCCUACAAAUGUUACCCCCAUCAGUAGACCAAGAAAAAGAGGGAACUAACAACAACGAAAAUUCUCAAAGUAAGUUCCCUAGUCCUUCUGAUUAUAAACCAACUCCCCCAUUCCCUCAAGCUUUGUCAGAAUCUAAAAAAGAAGCGAAAGAUGUAGAGUUAUAUGAAACUUUCAAAAAUUGUGAAGUAAAUAUUCCAUUACUUGAUGCAAUAAAACAAGUUCCUAGAUAUGCUAAAUUCUUAAAGGAGUUGUGUACAACAAAAAGGAAGCAAAAAUAA